Molecule: messenger RNA, 1455 nt
Organism: Capronia coronata CBS 617.96
Lineage: Eukaryota; Fungi; Ascomycota; Eurotiomycetes; Chaetothyriales; Herpotrichiellaceae
Exons: 2
Coding region: 1-1455 (484 amino acids)
Source: RefSeq, a predicted model, not a curated record
AUGGCGUCUACUGUGAAGUCAGGCUUUCCUCAAUUCCUUGACGGCGACGUCCUCCUCAUCGUCUCAACAACCCAGCAAUACAAAUUGCACUCUCAGGUUCUGUCAACGCACUCUGCCUUUUUUGCAGAUGCGAUCGCAGCCAAACCAGGACCGCGUCUCAACGCCCAGGCUCGUCGUGACCGCGCCGCCGCCUACCGCUUUGAAUAUGUGGCUUCGUCUGAGAAAGGCGAGCCAGGCCAAUGGGUGCGGAAGGAAGUAAAUGAACAAGGUCGCACACCCCGAGGUGGCGCGUCUCUCCUGCCGGAUUUCGACAAUGGAAAGGUGUCAGACAAUGCAUACAAGGCUUGGGAUUGGCUUUUUGGGAUUUUCUACAACCGUGAACCAUCAUUUGUCAACGACACUUUGGUCAAAGUACUCGGCGAUGUGAUCAUCCUCAUUGAGUGCGCCGAGUCCAUCGGCUCAAUUGACCAUGUGCGCGAUGUUGUCGAUCUUGCUCUCCUACGACAGGAUCAGGUGCUUUGGAGCUCGAUCAUGGGAAAUCCGGUGGCAUGGCUCGAACUUGGCCGUCGCGUUCGGUCCCCAACGAUCUUCAGCGAGGCCGCCAUUCAUUUGAUCGGACAAUGGGGCGUGUUGCCGAUCGAGGUCAAGGACACCAUCAGCGACGAUCUGCGUGAAUUCCUUAAUCACAAGGCUGAUGAACUCGAUCGGGCCAAGGAAGCGGUUGAGCUGCGUAUUCUCGGCCACUAUCCAGCCUUCAUGUUGCGCACUGCCGCAGACAAACCCGGUCGCCCAUCCUACUCGGGAGACAUCUACAUGUGGAUGGCGGUCUGCUUCUUCCGUCAAUGGUUUGCACAGAGUAUCUCCGACGACCGCACCCGUCGUGCGCCUGAUGGUGGUUUGGACUUCUAUUCUGCCUUAUCCGACGGCGGCCAGGCUUACUUGACACAUCUCGACUUCCAGGAGUUCCACCGCUAUUUCCCCAUGAGCAUCAAGGCUUGCCACGUCCUCGAGGCCAACAUGGGCGUUCUCAAGCAGGAUAUCAUGAAUUUUGUCAGCGAUCUCAUGGUCGAACGCACCCAUCUCAAGCGCGACGAUUACCCUGGAAUUGCGUGGUUGACUUGUGCAAAGAUCGACAAGGCUGAGCUGCCAUGGCAUGUUGCUCUUCCCAAGGGCAAAAACGAUGAACUGAACGACAUGUACGGGGUAUUGGAUGAGGAGCACACCACUUUCGUCCAGCAAGAGUUGCGUAAGCAGAAGCAAGCCGCCGCCGCUGCAGGUUCUGCUUCUGCUUCUGCUUCUGCGUCUACUUCCGAGCGUAUCCCCGCCCGCCCACGAAAGCGUGCUAGGGUCGUCGAAGAUGACGAAGAUGAAGAGGAUGUCGACGACGGUUCCGGCAUGUUCAUCCCAGAGGGUGGCGACUUUGUCAUGGGCGAGGAUGACGGCGAAGAGGAGUAA